GCGCACAGGAGUGAGAGCGGGGCGGGGAGAGCUGCGUUCUAAUCACAGGCAUCGCGCACGUUGUGAAGAAGUUUCUAUUCUGUAAAUAUUAUAUUUUGUAACAAGUUUAAAAACCAGAUCUGACAAGUUCAUAGGCUAACAAGUACGUGCUGAAGCUGCUUAUUAUAAACAUUUAGCGGUUGUUGUCAUGACACGAUUUUUAAUGUAUAUAUCGUACCUGGGAACCCGGUUUAGAGGCAUCCAGAAACAAGUCUCUAGAGCCAAGCCUGAGGCAGAAGAUCCGUUUACAGUUCAGGGCAUGCUAGAAAUCGCCCUGAGAAAAUUUGACCCGGUGAAAGUGCCCCAGGUAGUUAUUUCUAGUCGGACUGACAGGGGUGUUCACGGCCUACGCUCAGCUAUUCACGUGGAUUUGGAACAUCAGUCGGGAACUAAUUACGUACCUACUGAUCUAGUAAGAGGCCUCAAUAAAUAUUUCGACAGAAGUCACAUUGCUAUCAGAGUGCAGGAGUGCCAAAUUGUGCCAGAGACAUUUCAUGCACGUUUUAGUGCAAUUAAACGGAGUUAUUUGUAUCGCCUGGCUGUAAGAAAACCUGAAGCGCCACCUUUAGCUAUUGGAAAUCAGGAUUUAAUUGCUCAGAUACCAUUUUGGGAUUGGAGAAGAUGCUACUUUAUUCAGAAUCCUGAGUUUGAUGUGGAAAAAUUCAGAUCGUCUGCAAGGCUAUUACUAGGAGAAAAAGAUUUUUGUACUUUUAUUGGCAUUUCAAAUAAAAGAAAUAGAGAUGGAAGUGUAAAAGAAAUAUCUACAGUACGUGUUUUACAUUCUAUACAUAUUUCACCACACCAGCCAUCGAUACCAUCUGAUAUUUCAGAACCUUCAGCCCACUACAAUUACUGGAACAUUGUGUUUUGUGCCAAAUCUUUUGGGUACCGGCAGGUACGACGAAUGGUAGGUGUUCUAGUGGCUGUUGCUCAAGGCAAAUUACUAGAAUCUGAUGUAGAGCAUAUGUUGGCAAAUCCUAGUCCAGAAAGUUGGAAAUCUUUUGUUGCACCAGCUCCAGCUUAUGGAUUAUAUCUAAGCAAUGUGCAUUAUGAUGCUGCAGACUUAAUUUUAGAAAAUGGAAAUGUGAUGAAUGAAACCAAACAAGAGGCACUAUCAUUGAAUGACCACAAGGCUUCAGGCGGUUGAGAAGUCAUUGGCUGCUGUAGUAGCAGACUGCCUCCUCAUGAACACACAUUCCUUUUCCUUUCAUCCGCAUUGGAAUGUUACUCCUCUCAACCUCAUGCUGAUGAGUUUUCUUGCAGAGGGUUUCAAUUAUUAUUCAAUAAUACAGCUCAUUAAAUACACAGCCUCCACGUAGCUCAAGAAAAAUAGUCAUUUAAAGAAAUAAUAAAAAAAAAAAAUUUAAAAAUAUUUAAUUCUCCAAAGACAAUGAGUCUGCAAGAACGCAUUGCUGAGCAACGAUCAAAACUGCAGCCAUGUGAUACCCAAGUCACGUGGCCCAAUGGUCAAGUAAUGAGAGAAAUUCGAACUGCAAAUGGAAUCACCACUAGUGUAAUUAUUGGUUCAGCGACUGGUUUUGUUGUAGAUAAUAAACCAGACUUGCAAGUAGCAAAUAUUCUUCCAGGCUUGAGUUUGGGGUCACAAGAUGUGGUUCUCACACCUGGUUUACUUAAAGAACAUCAGAUAACAAGUGUCCUCAGUGUUGGUGUGAUUUCAGAAUUAAUGGACCCAGACAUAAAGCAUCUCUUUGUGCCGUUACUUGAUCUUCCUGAGAGUGAUAUUUCAGAGGUGUUAAAUCAGUGCUUAUCAUUUAUUGAUGAAUCUCGGAAAGCAGGUGGUUGUGUGUUUGUUCAUUGUAAUGCAGGAGUUUCACGUUCUGCAACUAUUGUCAUUGCAUAUUUGAUGCAGAAAGGUUGGAUGUUUGAGGACGCAUUCCAAAUGGUGAAAUUAAAACGCCCAGUCAUAAAUCCAAACAAAGGCUUUGUUGACUUCCUAAAACAUAUGGACAGAAGGAAGAGGUUUUCAAUAGAGGAAAUAUCAGAAACAUAGUAACUUUAAUAAUAUAUUUGUCUUUCGGAAUGUGCAACUAGCUACACAAAUCCUAAAAUAAACUGUUUUAAGUACAGAGCUUUCAGGUCCCAUUUUUUAUAUUAGUGGUAUAUGAAUAAUAUAUAAAAAUUCUUGUAAAAAAAUAAACAUUAUAAAGAUAUACUCUUUCAUUUAGACCCAUUUCAGUAUAAGCUACCUUGUGUAAUCAUUAACAUAAUUUUACCAAAAAUUACAACUGCAAAAAACUAAAGUUUCACAUAGUUGUAUUAAACCUUUUCAGCAUUUCAUGAAUGGCUAUGUUGUGUCCAUAUGGUUCCGGGAGUCUUGAUUGGCAGUCUUAAUUCAACAAAUUACAUUAAGUCACUUGAAAGAGAUGUGCAAGUCAGACUUCCACGUUCAUGUAAAUGCCAUAUAUAUAAUAUAUGGUUAGUUACUUUAAUAAUAGAUAAGUUUAAAUAAAACCAAUGUUAUAUAAAAAUCUCCAAUUACAUAUUUUACAUCCCAAUUUUGAAAGACUUGCAAUUAACCUCACAUAUAUACUUAGAAUAUUUACACAUUAACCAAUUAAGUUAUAGUUGCAAAUCACUCAAACAAUAAGUACAUCAUUUCCAUUCAUUUAAAUACUUUGUUACAAAAUAAAUAAUAGAAAUACAGUUAAGUACAAUACAAUUACACAUUGCUAUCACCCUUACAAUUUAAGCAAAACUUGGACAGAGUCAACAAGGAUGCAUAAACAGUUUUUAGUGAAAUUCGAGCAAGACAAAUUCCUUAAUUUCAGAUAAUUGUUUUAAAGAAUCUCUGAGAAUGCAUUGAAUGUUGUAUAGAUUUCACAUAUAGACAUUCACUAAGUCAUCUACAAAUCAUAUAUGAAAAUAAGAAUGUUGGCAGUAAAUUUUUAGGAAAAAUCAGACCUAUGAUUAAAUGUUUUAAGGUGCCAUAGAAACCGUUGCUUGUGAAACUAUUACCCUGUCAACUGCAAUGAAAAUAACAUUCAUUCUUUGAAAGACUUGUGGGAAGUUGCCUUCAGCAGUGAUGUGCUACUUACAAAUCAUUGAAAUACAACAAUCCAAGGAAUUACUCUGUCAUGACACUAAUUUUGAGAUUCUAAAUCGAUUUUCAGAAAAAAUAAACUUUAAUGACAUACUGCACAACACUAUCUGUAAGUGAAGUAAAACUGGUGAAGAAAAUUUUGGUGUCAAGUAUGUGGUAAUGAAUUUGUAGAUCUUAAAUGUUUUGAUAGUUUCAAAAACAAAUGUUCAAGGUCAAAAAUUUCAUAGUGUCCGAAUUACUUUUGAGAUUACAUGGUCAUACAAAGUUCUCCAAUUCAAAUAUGAAAGGGGGGGGGCUGGAAUAAGUUUUGGCAAGAUAUUGUCCUCCAAGCAGAGGAGAUGCUUAUCAAUUUACAACAUAUGUAGCUCAAACGCUUAUUUUCAAGAGAAUAACUUUGUUUUCCAUGAGUAAAAUUAUUUCCUUGAGUUAAAAUAUGUCAAUCAAUAAAUAAUAUCAGAAACUGUGGAAUAUAAACAUAUUAAGUACAACAUAAUAAAUUCUUCAGCUAUGAAAUUUUCAGUACAGAUAAUAGGCACAGUAAUUCUAAUUGGUCUUAAUUUGAGAAAAGUAUGGAAGACUCAUUAUCAGGAAAAUGUACCGGAUUGGAAUGAAGCUAAUUUUUUAGCACUAUGAAUACCAUACUCAAGAAUGUUCACAUAUCAACAUCUUUUCCUCAACAUACAAUUUGGCACGUUAAUUGGAGUGUUCAACAAUUGCAUUGACUCUUUCUGUAUCAGACCAAGGUUGUAUUGAGUUUUAAUGUUUAUGAAAAGUAUAUAACUGUAAUUUUGUUCACCAAACAGAUUCAACUCUCAAGUUAAUAAAACAGAUCAGUGGAAAUGGUCUAUUUCACAAGAAUAAUGCAAUGCAUUUCAUUCUUUAAAAUAUCAGAGGUAUCUACAUUGAUUUUGUAACAUGCUUCAGACUGUCAAAUACACUAGAUAUUUGAACAAUUUUUGAAACAUAAUUGUAAAUUAACAAUUAAUUUGACAUUAGUAUUUACUCCUCUUUCUUCUAAAUUGGAAUAGCUGAUUUUCACAUUUCAGUGGUUUUAUAUUUAAUUAUUAACUACUACUACUUCUCUCUCUCUCCCCCCCCCUCCCUCCAUAAUAC
Molecule: messenger RNA, 4213 nt
Organism: Gryllus bimaculatus (two-spotted cricket)
Lineage: Eukaryota; Metazoa; Arthropoda; Insecta; Orthoptera; Gryllidae
Source: the annotation of a GenBank genome assembly